Fulmarus glacialis (Northern fulmar) is the source of this 1152-nucleotide messenger RNA. RefSeq names its product proteasome (prosome, macropain) assembly chaperone 1 (gene PSMG1). Gene Ontology annotation, biological process: proteasome core complex assembly. Gene Ontology annotation, molecular function: proteasome binding. The transcript has 7 exons. Bases 1 to 1032 code for a protein of 343 amino acids. Lineage: Eukaryota; Metazoa; Chordata; Aves; Procellariiformes; Procellariidae. Gene Ontology annotation, cellular component: endoplasmic reticulum. The record is from RefSeq and is a predicted model, not a curated record.
AUGGCUGCAAGCCCAGAACGACUUGUGUUUCCAGGGAGUAUUGCUCUGACUCUCAUCUACAGUCGAUUUCAACUCUCCCAACGACCCGCCAUCUUCCGAACCACACUAAAUCCUAAUUUCAGUAUUUUCGGAAAUAAGGACCCCCGCGGGAUUCAGCCUUCCUCCGGGGCCGCCUCCUCCCUACCGCUGACUCUCACCCGCUUUGCCCUUCCCCAGCUGGCACGGUUCCUUCUGGGCCCUCCCGAGCUCUCCGGGCAAAGGGUCCGCGCGGCCGGGCCGGGCCGGGCCGGGCCGGGCCAGAUCGACGUCCUCUGGACCUUGAAGUCGGGCGCGUCCUCGGAAAGCUCUGCCGACCAGCCGUUUGUGUGCUCCAAAUUUAUAAUCGCGAUAGGACAUAACGCUGCAGCUUUCCUGUCUUCUUUUAUUCUGGAUUCUGUAUGUUGGGAAGUUGUUGGAGUUGUGAAGCUGUGGAAUGAGUGGUGUCGAACAUCCAACACAACAAAUGUCCUCCCGACAGAUUCUUUCUGUUUGUUCUACCGACUAAUAUCAGAUCCGACAGUUUUUUUGUGCCAGUGUAGUUGCUACGUUGCUGAGGAUCAACAGUUCCAGUGGCUUGAAAAGGUUUUCGGCUGUAUGCGAAAGGAGGGCUUGCAAGUAACCAUUCUUUCAACGUGUCCUGUAGCUGAUUAUAAAACUCAGGAAUCCACUUUAACACUUCCAUCUCCGUUCCUGAAAGCCUUGAAGACAAAAGAAUUCAAAGAGCAGGUCUGCUGCCCACUGCUGGAACAACCCAACAUUGUGCGAGAUCUUCCUGCUGCUGUUUUGAGUUAUUGUCAAGUAUGGCAGAUUCCUGCAGUGUUGUAUCAGUGUUACACUGAUGUCAUCAAACUGGACACGGUUACAAUUGAAGCGUUCAAGCCUCUGCUUUCUUCUAAAAUCCUAAAGAGUUUAGUCAAGGAUGUAUCUGAAAGCACAAAGAUUUUGAAGAAGUUGCUGACAACCAAUGAAACUCACAAUAAUAUCUAUAUCUAAAGAGGACAUUUGUGACGCAGACUGCACUUUCGUAAACUCCAGUUUCUUCUGUAGAGGACAUUUUUGAAUUGUAGUUGUUUCCUUAAAAGUGGAAUAAAUUCCAGUAGAUUUUUACUUCUG